This is a messenger RNA of Rhodofomes roseus, 1586 nucleotides long. Its product is annotated as myo-inositol oxygenase. The transcript has 9 exons. Bases 358 to 1257 code for a protein of 299 amino acids. Lineage: Eukaryota; Fungi; Basidiomycota; Agaricomycetes; Polyporales; Fomitopsidaceae. Gene Ontology annotation, molecular function: inositol oxygenase activity; iron ion binding. Gene Ontology annotation, cellular component: cytoplasm. Gene Ontology annotation, biological process: inositol catabolic process. The record is from RefSeq and is a predicted model, not a curated record.
CAGCGUGCAACGAGGCCCGCCGUUCGGAUUGUCCGACUGGUCGAACGGCCUGCGCUGUAACUCUCCUGCCAUGGAAGGUAUAAGAAGUAUCGUAGGGCGGUACUCCUCCCCAAGCCAGCGCCAUCCGAGUCGUCUGCCCGGCAUCUGUCCAGCGCUUCGAUCAUUGCUCGUUAAGGACAAUCUUGCCCCGCCGAUCAAUCUGGCGGUUUGACAAUUCUAGUGCCGUGCUUGCCUUCGCCACUCAGCCACACGUAUAUAACCUCGCGCGUCGUUCAUCUGUCUCAGCAUCACCGCCCUCAGGUCUCAAGUUCUCAAGUUUCACUCCAACUCUUCUCUACUACUCAUCGUUCAAACGCCAUGCACGUCGUCGACGGUCGCGCUCUCGAUGUCAUCUCCGAUGCUGUCGAUGAAGUGAACAAGAUGAAGGGUGCUCAAGACGUCCCCGAGUGGGACGAGGAGUCCUACUUCGAUGCCGAAAAGGACAAGACACAGUUCCGCCAGUACGAGGAGGCAUGCGAGCGAGUAAAGAACUUUUACCGCGAGCAGCAUGAGAAGCAGACCGUGGAAUACAACAUCAGGGUCCGCCAGGAAUUCAAGAAGACUGUGCGUGCACGGAUGGGCAUCUGGGAAGCCAUGGAGAUGCUCGACAAGCUCGUCGACGACUCAGACCCCGAUACGAGCGUUACUCAGAUCGAGCACCUCCUUCAGACCGCCGAGGCCAUCCGGCGGGACGGCAAGCCCGAAUGGAUGCAACUUGCGGGCCUGGUGCACGAUCUCGGAAAGCUCCUCUACUUCUUUGGCGCCGAAGGUCAAUGGGACGUCGUCGGGGAUACCUUCGUCGUGGGCUGCAAAUUCUCCGAUAAGAACAUCUACCCCGACACCUUCGCCGGCAACCCCGACUCCAAGGACCCUGUCUACUCAACCGAAUACGGCGUGUACCAGCCACACUGUGGCCUGGAGAACGUCAUGCUCUCAUGGGGACAUGACGAGUACCUUUACAAUGUGCUGAAGAAGCAGAGCAGCCUGCCGGAGGAGGCCCUGUACAUGAUCCGCUACCACAGCUUCUACCCAUGGCACAGGGAGGGCGCGUACUCAUACCUGACUAACGCCUCGGACGAGCGCGCUCUGGCCGCUGUGAAGGCGUUCAACCCGUAUGACCUCUACAGCAAGAGCGAUGACCCGGUUGUCCCGGAGAAGGUCAAGCCGUACUACGACGCCCUCAUUGCCAAGUACUUCCCCGAGGUCAUCGAGUGGUGAGCCGCUAGCGCGCUCUGGAUGCGGCGACGCGCUUGCUCAGGAGCUUGAGUGGCGCGUGGGCCCGACUUGCUGCAUACGGGCUAUCUGGGCUUGUAGCUUCGGCCUGCGUCUGUGCGCUACGGGAUGCGGUGUACUUUAUUACCUAUCGUAGUCGAGGGCUGUCGUUGAUACCUCUCGACCUCUACUCGCCGUUAACUCGUCUCUGCUAUACCUCUUACCUAUGUACAAUAUCUGACAUCUGAACUCUUCCGCUAUACAGAUCACACCUGCUCUCCUGUAACCUAAUAUAUAGAGUUUGUCGCAUGCCUCCCGCAGUGUUUGAAAUUGUC